UCUCUCCCACCCCCCUUCCUUCCCUGUCUCCCGCCCAGCUCCCAGAGCUCAUCAUGAAGCCGCAGCUGGUUUGGGAAUGCUUUUGCCUGCUUUGCUUUUCGCUCCUGAGAACAGCAAAAGGGGAUUUGCAGCUGCUUUCUUUCCAGCCCAGGACCCUGUAUCAGUACCGGUACACCCUGGAUGUCCAGCUGCACCACACAUCCACGCCAUCCCCCUGGGGAGCCCGGCUGCAGGCUGAGACUUUGAUCCAUCUGCACCGGCUCUGGAGGCACCGAGGAGGGGAAGAGCUGCUCCAUGUGCAGAUCCAUGACCUGAAGGCCCAACACCAGCCAGAAGAGGAAAGGAGCCAGAACAACGCUGAAGGCUCCCCUGUAGAGAUUGCACUGAGCCCAGAGGCACAGGCAGAGCUCCAGCAGCCAGUGUUCAUCUCCUGGAACAGUGGGAAGGUCAAAGCUUUCUACGGGAAUGAAGCAGAAAACAUCCUGAUCUCCAACCUGAAACGAGGCAUCAUCAGUCUGUUCCAGCUUCAGCCCCAUGCUGGUACCACAGUGGAGGAAGAUGCCUCUGGAAGCUGCCAGGUCACCUACACCGUGUCCAACCAUUCCAUCACCAAGACCAAAGAUCUCCUCAGCUGCUCAAAGCCAAAGUCUGGAUUCACCUCCAUAAACAAAAUUUUUGGAGUCGAGUGGCAGCCCUCCAGCAGAAGCCAGUACGUGGUGAAAGACAACCUGCUCCAGUCAGUCCUGGCAGAGGAAAGCCACGAGGUGGCUCCAGCCCUGAGAUCCCGCUCCGGCAUCAAAAUCAGUUCAAGGCAGCGGCUCCAGCUGGUGUCUCCUGCAAUGCCUGGGCCAGCAGAGGUGUCUGGACAAAGCCUUAAGGAUGUGCUGGCCAGCAUGGAGGCACGGCUCCAGCCCCUGGGCAUGGCCAGCCUGCCCUUCAGGAGGGUCUGCACCCACUGCCCAUCGCUGAGAGCCUUCCUGAAGGCUUUUGACAGGCAGAAAGUCCAAACAGACACCUCGAAGGUGGCGACAACCUGGCAGUUCCAGAGGUUCAUCCAGAUGUUCCGCAGCGCCAAGAAGAGGGAUGUCCUGCAGCUGCUGAGGAGAGCGCCCGAGGAAACGCGCCCCUUCCUCGUGGAGGCAGCAGUGGCCACGCAGUCUGUGGCUUCCUUGGCAGCUCUCUCAGACUUCCUGGAUUUCAGCAAGGAUCCCAAGUCCCUCCUGGAGACAUUUCUCUAUGCAGCAGCUUUCUCUCCCCGGCCUUCAGGAGAGCUUCUCCACCUCGUCUUGGACAAGCUGGAUGGGAAGCAGCUGGCACCUGAGAUCUGGGAGACAGGGAUAGUUGCCGUGGGCUCUCUGGUGGGCAAGCUGUGCCAGCAGAAUCUCUGUGGGCUGCAGGUGGUGGAGCGUGGGGUGGAAACCAUCCUCAGGGGGCUCAGAGGUGCCGAGGAGGAGCCCGAGGUGGUCAUUUACCUGCUGGCCCUGGGCAAUGCGAGGCUCCCCGAGACCAUCCCCACCCUCCUGGACCACGCUGAGGACGGUCCCACAGCUGUCACAGCUGCAGCCACCGCUGCCCUGCAGCGAUUCCCCGCUGCCCACAUCUCCAGCAAGGUGAAGCAAGCGAUGAGGAGGAUUUUCCACCAGAAGAGGAAGAUUUAUGACAAAACCUGUCGCCUGGCUGCUGCAGAAAUCCUCCUGGAUAACCACCCCUCGCCCAUGGAUGUCAUCAACAUCCUGCUGGCCACCAGCGAGAUGGAGACCGAGAUGGCCACAUUCCUGCUGCUGAAAGUCCAGAACAGCCUGCGUGACCACCACCACCACCACCUGGCAAAGAAGGUAAUGAAAGAGAUCAUGGGAGACCCACGGAUAAAUAAUUACAACUUCUUCUCUAAAGUCGGCAUCUCUUCUUCCUUCUCAGGACCUCUGACAGUCACCCAGGACCUGACUUCCACUUUUGGGCUGGACCUGCUGUUUUUGGAGGGUGGAUUCCUGAGGAAGAGCGUCUCCGACUUCUCCCUGCUCAGCCAAGGCCAGCAGCUCCGUGCAGCUCAGGUCACCUUUGAAGCACAAGGGAUGGAGUCAAUGAUGGGAGAAAACCUCUCGGAAGGGGAAGAGGAGCCAGAGCUCAUGGCUGGGAUGUCGGCCACCUUCUUUGAUGUCCAGCUGCGGCCAAUCAUCUUCUUCCAGGGAUACACAGACCUAAUGGCCAAGGUCCUGCUGAGCAGUGGAGGGCCCACCAGUGUGGUCAAAGGGAACCUCCUGCUGAUGGACCAUCACCAGGUCAUUCCUCUGCAGUCUGGCCUCCAAGUGACCAUCAAACUCCAGGGUGGGCUGGGGCUGGACAUUUCAGCUGACAUGGACGUGAGCAUUUGGGAGCAGGAGCUGAAAACCGGUGUCAAUGCGAGGGGAAGCCUUGCCAUGGAUUUCCAGACAGAACUAGAUUCCCCUUUCCUCCAAGCCACCCUGAGGAGCCAGACUGAGGUGGAGACCUCGAUCCACUUCGACACCAAGCUGAGGUUUUCCAGCAGCCCCGUGCUCAUGUGCCUGCAGCUGAGAGAGGAACAGGUCCCAUACAGAGAAGUCUUCACAGUUUCCCAGUCUGCUGGGAGCCAGAGCAGCACUGCUCGGAAAGGCCGGCAUGGCACCGUGCCUGGGAGGGAAUUUGCCUUGCACCAAACCAAUUCCAAGGUCUGCAACCUCCUGCUGACUGCAGAAAAAGAAUAAGGAGUCAGAGCACUUUGGGAUUCUCCUCCACAACCACAUUUGAAUUAGAAAAAUGCUGCAAUAAGGACAGCAGAAGGGAGCACAGGAGGAACUGCCGAAGAACAGACACACCCCUUGCCUCCAAACCUGCCCUCACACCCCAAAGGCUGGGAUUUCUCCCUCCUGGACUCCUCCCCUUCAUGGGGAAGGGCCUUGCUGGAAGCCAAGCUUUUCCUCAUGAAAAACAGCCUUAUUUUGCAAGUCAAUGAGCUUCUGAGAGCCCAAGAAACCCUCCUGGAAGAUUGCAUCCCAAAAUGCUAUGUUCUCUCCCCAUUUAUCAAAGCUGCCAGGAGGAGACACGUCU
Sturnus vulgaris (Common starling) is the source of this 3066-nucleotide messenger RNA. Its product is annotated as microsomal triglyceride transfer protein-like. Gene Ontology annotation, biological process: lipoprotein metabolic process; lipid transport. Gene Ontology annotation, molecular function: lipid binding. NCBI's taxonomy places the organism in Eukaryota, Metazoa, Chordata, Aves, Passeriformes, Sturnidae. Gene Ontology annotation, cellular component: basolateral plasma membrane; Golgi apparatus; endoplasmic reticulum. The record is from RefSeq and is a predicted model, not a curated record.